Abrus precatorius (Indian licorice) is the source of this 2487-nucleotide messenger RNA. Its product is annotated as cation/H(+) antiporter 15-like. The record is from RefSeq and is a predicted model, not a curated record. The coding region runs from base 1 to 2487 and encodes 828 amino acids. The transcript is spliced from 3 exons. Gene Ontology annotation, molecular function: antiporter activity. Gene Ontology annotation, biological process: regulation of pH; proton transmembrane transport. Gene Ontology annotation, cellular component: membrane; endomembrane system. NCBI's taxonomy places the organism in Eukaryota, Viridiplantae, Streptophyta, Magnoliopsida, Fabales, Fabaceae.
AUGGGAAAUGCAAACAACGACACGGAUGAGUACAUAGUUUGCUAUGCACCUACCAUGAUAACAACAAAUGGGAUAUGGCAAGGAGAUAACCCUUUGGAUUAUUCUCUCCCACUUUUCAUAUUGCAAUUAACAUUAGUUGUGGCAGCCACCCGAAUAUUUGUCUUCAUUCUCAAGCCCUUUCGCCAGCCACGUGUAAUUGCUGAAAUAUUGGGUGGAGUAAUGUUGGGUCCUUCAGUGCUUGGGCAAAACAAAGCAUUUGCUGAUGCAAUAUUUCCUCUAAGAAGUGUGAUGGUGAUUGAAACAAUGGCCAAUGUUGGUCUCCUUUAUUUUCUCUUCUUGGUGGGAGUGGAAAUGGACAUAACGGUGUUAAGAAGAGUAGGUAAAAAAGCAGUGGUUUCGGCAAUUGCUGGCAUGGUUUUGCCUUUCCUUAUUGGAUGUACUUUCGUUUUCUUUUCGACCAAAGAAACUAUUGAGAUUAACAGAGGAACUUUUGUACUAUUCAUUGGCGUUGCACUCUCUGUCACUGCAUUUCCUGUUCUUGCUAGGGUCCUUGCUGAGCUUAAACUGAUCAACACUGAGUUGGGUAGGCUUGCUCUUUCAGCUGCCCUCAUCAAUGAUGUGUGUGCUUGGGUUCUCUUAGCAUUAGCCGUUGCUUUAUCUGAGAAUAAAUCAACUACCUUUGCUUCUCUAUGGGUUCUAUUGUCAAGUGCAGCAUUUGUGGCCUUCUGUGCUUAUGUUGUUAGACCAGCAGCUUCAUGGGUAGUUAAUAGAACCCCUGAAGGAGAAUCCUUCAGUGAGUUCUAUAUAUCUCUUAUACUAGCUUCUGUCAUGGUCUCAGGUUUCAUCACUGAUGCUAUUGGAACUCAUUCUGUUUUUGGAGCUUUUGUGUUUGGUUUGGCAAUCCCAAAUGGACCACUAAGCUUUACACUUGUGGAAAAGCUUGAAGACUUCGUUUCUGGACUUUUACUGCCUCUCUUUUUUGCCAUUAGUGGGCUAAAAACUAAUGUACGACUCAUCCAAGGGACAUACACUUGGGCACUUCUUUUUCUUCUCAUUUUCCUGGCUUGCAUUGGCAAAGUUAUCGGAACUUUAUUGGUUGCUUUCUUUUAUCAAAUGCCAAUACAUGAAGGAGCUGCCCUUGGCUUACUUAUGAACACAAAAGGCCUCGUUGAAAUGGUCGUGCUUAAUGUUGGGAUGGACCAGAAGGCUUUUGAUGAAAAAUUAUUUGCAGUCAUGGUUGUUAUAACUCUAGUAAUGACUUCAAUCGUUGUGCCUGCCAUAUCAAUUAUUUAUAGGCCAUCAAGGAAUAACAUAUGUUACAAAAGAAGAACAAUUGAGAUGUCAAAAUCGGAAGUUGAGUUCAGAGUCCUAGUAUGUGUCCACACCCCUAGAAACGUCCCAACUAUGAUCAAUCUCCUUGAAGCAUCUAAUCCAACUAAGAAGUCCCCAAUAUGUGUCUAUGUGCUCCAUUUGGUGGAACUUAGUGGCCGUACAUCUGCCAUGCUCAUUGUCCACAACGCUUCAAAACCUGAACACCCACCACUUAAUAGAACUGAAGCACAAUCUGAUCACAUAAUGAAAGCCUUUGAAAACUAUGAGCAACAUGCUUCAGAUAUCUCGGUGCAACCCUUAACAGCUAUCUCCCCUUAUUCCACCAUGCAUGAAGACAUAUGCAAUUUGGCAGAAGAGAAACGCGUGUCUCUAAUAAUUGUACCUUUUCAUAAACAACAAACAGUUGAUGGUGGAAUGGAAGCUACCAACAUGGCAUUUAGAACCAUUAACCAAAAUGUACUAGCACAUGCACCUUGUUCUGUGGGAAUUCUAGUGGAUAGAGGCUUUAGUGGCUCUAACCGUUUGGAUGCAAAUCAAGCGUGUCAUCAUAUAGCAAUAUUAUUUUUUGGAGGACCAGAUGAUAGAGAAGCAUUAUGCUAUGGAUGGAGAAUGCUGGAACAUUCAGGCAUUAGCCUUACUAUAAUGCGUUUUGUUCCAGGUGAUCAAUUAUCUGAGCCAUUGAAGCAACAUGUUGACUUCGUUUCCGAUGAACCAAGAGUGUUGACAGUGCAAACAGAUAAAGAUAUAGAUAAACAACUUGAUGAAAAGCUUAUAUGUGAGUUUAGAAUGAUAUGUUGUGAUUAUGAUUCUGUUGAUUACAUUGAAAAAGUGGUUAAUAACGGUGAAGAUACAGUGGCAGCAAUAAGGACAAUGGAUGAUAUUCAUGACCUUUUCAUUGUUGGGAGAGGUCAAGGUAUGAUAUCACCACUCACUGCAGGACUCACUGAUUGGAGUGAGUGCCCAGAAAUUGGAGCAAUUGGGGAUCUAUUAGCAUCUUCAGAUUUUGCAGCAACUGCUUCAGUUUUGGUGGUGCAACAAUAUGUGGGGUCACAAUGUGAAGAGAUAGUAACACCAAAUGGUGAAGAACAUAUCACUGAGAUUACUCGUCGUCCUCUAACACCACAAGGACAUAAGGUGACCAUUUCAGACCACUAG